GAUUGUUGGUCAUUUACUCGACUUGUAUAGACGCCAUGUCUGCAGUAACAGAUGCGAGCAGUAAAGCAGCUUCCAAGAAGAAGAAAAAGGGCAAGAAGAAGGGCAAUGGGCAAUCAGGGACCGGUGCUACGCCUGCGGAUACCAAUGGCGGGAAAGAGGUAGCGGAGGAGGAGGACGACGACGAUGAACCUGAGACAUCUCAAGCACCGAGCAGCGAGACACCAGCAAAAGAAGCUGCUUCGGCCGACGAGGAGACUGCCCCGACCCGCAAUGGCACCACAGCUCCAGUCCAGUCUAGCAAUACGCAAGACGACGAUGAAGCGCCUGAGACGACUGAGGACACUCCCUCCGACACAACCGCUCGGUUAGAUGCAAUGCAACGGGAAAGAGACGCACUACGAGAGGAGGUGGCAGAGAUGCGGAAGUCGCUGGAGAAACUUCAAGAGAAGCACAGCGAGGAGAUGUCGGGAGUUAAGGAAGAAUUGGAGCAGACACAAGAGGGCAAAGAACAGGCGGAGACACAGUACAGAAAUCUGCUGGGAAAAGUCAACACUAUCCGAUCACAGCUCGGAGAACGUCUAAAAGCUGAUGCUGCGGAUCUGGAGCAAGCACGUGAAAGGAUAGAGGAGCUCGAAGGAUCUCAAAGAAACGCACAGGAGGAGCAUGAGAGGCUACAAGAAACUAUUGCCAACCUGACGACGGAGAAGUCCUCGCAGGCCACGGAGCUCGAGUCCUUACGCAGCCGCACAAACCUCUCAUCCUCCAACUUCGCCAGAGAGCGGGACGACCUCCUUUCACAGCAGGCAUUUCUCCGAGAAGAGUACGAAGUCGCCAAACAAGCCAUGCAAGACUGGGAGAUUCUCGCAACAGAGGAGCGGUCCCGUCGUGAAGUACUGGAGGAACGCACACAAGAGCUUGAGGACCAGCUCUCAUCCCUUCGAGACUCCUACGAGCGCGCAAAAGCAGAGGCAGACACACAAAACACCACAGUCGAUGGCCUCCAGCGAGCUCUCCGCGACCUCCAAGACGAACGCAAACGCGAGCUCCGCGAAAUGGUCGAAUCCACACAAUCCCAACUCGAAGCCCUACGAGCACAGACUUCCGCCGCAGAAGCCACAGCAACCGACCUCACCACCCAACUCGAAUCCGCCCGAUCAGAACUCACCCGCCUCACGCCUUUUGAAAAGGAAGUCAAAGAAAAGAACCUCCUCAUCGGAAAACUCCGCCACGAAGCUGUCAUCCUCAACGACCACCUCACCAAAGCCCUACGAUUCCUCAAACGUGGCAAGCCCGAGGACAACGUCGACCGCCAAUUGGUUACGAACCACUUCCUGCACUUCCUCCAACUCGAACGCAGCGAUCCGAAGAAAUUCCAAGUCUUACAGCUCAUCGCCGCACUACUCGGCUGGGACGACACACAACGCGAACAAGCGGGACUAGUACGGCAGGGAGGCCAAGUUCCGGGGAUGACCUUCGGCAACACAACAGGGAGUCUGAGACUACCCAUUAGUCCCUUCCGACGCACGCCCAGCACGCCGAGUUUGAAUCAGGAUUUCAGUCCUCUCAGUCCGGGACUAGAGGGCAAGGAGAGUCUGGCGGAGUUGUGGAGUGAGUUCUUGGAGCGAGAAGCGGAGAGUGGAGUUGGUGGUAGUGCGGCGGCGAGUCGGAGGGGGAGUGUGAGGAGUUCGCAGAGCGGAGUUACGAGUCCGAAUGUAGGGAGGCCGGAGGGGAGGAGGAAGGAGAGUCAGAGUGGGACGUUGGGGUUGGGGUUGAAGAGUCCGCCGUUGUCGUAG
Molecule: messenger RNA, 1793 nt
Organism: Zymoseptoria tritici IPO323
Lineage: Eukaryota; Fungi; Ascomycota; Dothideomycetes; Mycosphaerellales; Mycosphaerellaceae
Exons: 2
Coding region: 36-1793 (585 amino acids)
Biological process (GO): Golgi organization; endoplasmic reticulum to Golgi vesicle-mediated transport
Cellular component (GO): Golgi apparatus
Molecular function (GO): small GTPase binding
Source: RefSeq, a predicted model, not a curated record